AUGAGCCUAAAUCAAAAGACUUUCCGUCCUAAAAAGAGCGCAACAUCAGGAACCAAGGGAGCACAGCUUCGAAAGCAUAUAGAUGCAACUUUAGGUAGCGGGAAUCUUAGAGAAGCCGUGAAACUUCCUCCAGGAGAGGAUUUAAACGAAUGGCUUGCAGUGAAUCUGUUAUUUGGUACACUCACCGAGUUUUGCACUCCGGAGAACUGUUCUACAAUGACUGCUGGUCCCAAGUGGGCAGAUGGUGUACAGAUCAAGAAGCCUAUAGAGGUUUCGGCUCCAAAGUAUGUUGAAUACUUAAUGGAUUGGAUCGAGACUCAACUCGAUGACGAGUCCAUAUUUCCUCAAAGACUCGGUGCGGCUUUUCCUCCAAACUUUAGGGAAGUGGUGGAGACAAUCUUCAAACGACUGUUCCGAGUUUACGCACACAUUUACCACUCUCAUUUCCAGAAAAUCGUUAGCCUCAAAGAGGAAGCUCAUCUCAACACUUGCUUCAAACACUUCAUCCUCUUCACUCAUGAGUUUAUUCUCAUUGACAAGAAAGAACUCGCUCCUCUUCAAGAGCUCAUAGAAUCUAUCAUUGCUCCUUACUAA
Messenger RNA from Thlaspi arvense, 594 nucleotides. NCBI's taxonomy places the organism in Eukaryota, Viridiplantae, Streptophyta, Magnoliopsida, Brassicales, Brassicaceae. The record is from the annotation of a GenBank genome assembly.